This is a messenger RNA of Eutrema salsugineum, 1111 nucleotides long. RefSeq names its product protein IRX15-LIKE. NCBI's taxonomy places the organism in Eukaryota, Viridiplantae, Streptophyta, Magnoliopsida, Brassicales, Brassicaceae. Gene Ontology annotation, biological process: xylan biosynthetic process. The transcript has a single exon. Bases 1 to 951 code for a protein of 316 amino acids. The record is from RefSeq and is a predicted model, not a curated record.
AUGCCUCCACAACUUCAUCAAACUUCACUUCCUUUUCUCAAUCCUCUACUUAGAUUCUCACCUCCUUCCUCACCUGAUAAUCCAAAACACCAUCGAGAAUCAAAGAUCACGAUGCCAAAAUUCACUGUGCGUAAACUCAUACCUCUUCUUAUCUUUCUUCUUUCAAGCCUCUCUGUUCUUCGACUCCUUCGGAUUUCUUUCAAGUCUUCAUCCUCUGUUUCUUCUCGGCCCUUCUCUUCCACCACAUUUCGCUCGAGUCCUGCUGAGUCCAGUCAACAGAUCAGGGCUAAUGCGAGCCAGAGAGCUCUCACGGAAAAGGAACUCAAGCUUUUAUCAGAUACCGUUACUCGUAGAUCCCCUUGCAACGUUCUUGUUUUCGGGUUUGCACCUCAAUUCCUCAUGUUAUCUUUGAUCAACACUAGAGGCAUUACCGUCAUUUUAGAAGAUGAGCCUGCAAAGAUAAUGACAUCAAAAGAUGAAGUGAAUCCCAACAACACAAGAAUCUACAGCUUGAAGUACCAUCAUAUGGAAGUGAAAAACGCUUACAAGCUACUUCGACAUGCCCGAGCUAACCCCGCAUGCGCACCAAAUAUGAAUAAUCAAGUUUCAUCAGACUGCAAACUGAAACUGAGGGAUUUGCCACAGGAAGUACACGACAUCGAAUGGGAUGUUAUCGUUGUUGAUGGGCCACGUGGGGAUGACUUAGAGGCGCCAGGUAGGAUGGGGAGUAUAUACACUGCAGCUGUGUUAGCAAGAAAAGGAAGAAGCAACUCAACAACAGAUGUUUUCGUGCAUGAUGUGCACAGGACUGUUGAGAAGUGGCUCUCCUGGGAAUUCUUGUGCCAGGAGAAUCAGGUUUCAGCUAAAGGAAAUUUCUGGCAGUUUAGGGUCAAGGGUCAAUCAAAUGCAUCUAGGUUUUGCUCACUAGAAACAGCCCUGAUCAGAUAUUAGCAAAAUUUUGUACAUCUAAUCCACUUCAGCGUCUUUGUCUCAUAAUAGUGUAGGAAAACAUAUUUUUCAAAUAAGCCACAUUCAAUGUAUAGUUGCUAUUAGAGUUUUGUAGAAAUGUUAUUCCAACUGUGUCCUAAGUAGAAAACGGAAACAGCUUGAU